AUGUCUCAAUCAAAGGUUCAUCCACCAGCCAAAUCAAAUAAGUGGGGCGAUUUAAUAGUUCGCACAGUUUCAUCAUGCUUAUUGAUGGCAUGCCAAAUCGUUAUAUUCUGUGCAGGCAAAUACCCAUUAAUUGCUGAAUUAAUGCUUGUUCAGUUCCUUGCAUUUUGCGAACUCCUUAACCUUUCAGUUGAAAAGGAUAAGGAGAACCUCAUUGGCCGCCGUAUCACAAUCUUCCCAUACGUUCUCGUAUUUUCUUUAACAUAUGCUCUCUUCGGUAAGACAAUGCUCCACUAUUUCCUUAGUGAUGCUAUUAUUUCUCGUUACCACUUCAUCACAUCCUUCGGAUUUGUUAUGUUAGCUCUUAUUUUCUUUGUUACAGGACUGACACCACAGAACGAUCAGUACGCCUAUAAGAGAUUCACAUACUCAUUCUGCGGAGCCAUGAUUGUUUGCGUUCCAUGCAAUCUUUACGCCAGAUUCGCAGAGAAGUCUCUUUUCUGGUUUGCUGUUCCAUUGUUAUGCGUCAUGAUGAAUGAUACAUCAGCUUACUUCUGUGGCCGCUUCUUCGGUCGCCACCAAUUAAUCAAAUUAAGCCCUAACAAGACAGUUGAAGGCUUUGUUGGCGCUCUAAUCCUUACACCAAUCACAUUCAUCGGCAUCACAUGGAUUGCAUCUCAAUUCCCAUUCCUUUACUGUGCUCGUUCUAAAAUGUUCGAUUUCCAAGUUACAUGCGAUCUUCCAAGAGAAUUCACACCAACAACAUUCAACGUCUUUGGAAACGAGUUCACACUUCUUCCAGCUUACAUCCAUGCCGUUGUAAUUGCCCUCUUCGCAAGUUUGAUCUCUCCAUUCGGUGGAUUCUUCGCUUCUGGCUUCAAGCGCUCACUUGGCAUCAAGGACUUCUCACAUCUCAUCCCAGGACACGGCGGUCUUCUUGAUCGUAUCGAUUGCCAACUUGUUAACUGCACCUUCGCUUAUCUUUACUACAUUACAUUUGUACAAUGA
Molecule: messenger RNA, 1005 nt
Organism: Trichomonas vaginalis G3
Lineage: Eukaryota; Parabasalia; Trichomonadida; Trichomonadidae
Product: phosphatidate cytidylyltransferase protein
Exons: 1
Coding region: 1-1005 (334 amino acids)
Cellular component (GO): endoplasmic reticulum membrane
Molecular function (GO): phosphatidate cytidylyltransferase activity
Source: RefSeq, a predicted model, not a curated record